Messenger RNA from Apodemus sylvaticus (European woodmouse), 3183 nucleotides. It is a transcript of the gene Adat1, whose product is annotated as adenosine deaminase tRNA specific 1. Gene Ontology annotation, biological process: RNA processing. Gene Ontology annotation, molecular function: RNA binding; adenosine deaminase activity. Bases 140 to 1648 code for a protein of 502 amino acids. The record is from RefSeq and is a predicted model, not a curated record. Lineage: Eukaryota; Metazoa; Chordata; Mammalia; Rodentia; Muridae. The transcript has 10 exons.
CUGUGCAACCGGGUUCUGCGAAGAGCGUGGCGCUAGAGGGGUGUCGCGUGGAGGAAGCGGUGGAGGGUGCAGCGCGUGGUUAAUAGGGUGUGAGGGACUCCGGAUCGGCGUCUCGGGCCUCAGCUCCAGCUCUACGACCAUGUGGACCGCCGAUGAGAUCGCUCAGCUGUGCUAUGCACACUAUGUCAGACUGCCCAAGCAGGGGAAGCCUGAGCCAAACCGGGAGUGGACUUUGUUGGCAGCUGUGGUGAAGGUACAGUCUCCAUCCAACCAAGCUUGUGACACCCCUGAUAAGGAAGUGCAAGUGAUAAAGGAAGUCGUUUCAAUGGGAACAGGAACAAAAUGCAUAGGCCAGUCCAAGAUGAGAGAGAGCGGGGACAUCCUCAAUGACAGCCACGCUGAGAUCAUAGCCAGAAGGAGUUUCCAGAGAUACCUUCUCCAUCAGCUCCACUUGGCGGCCGUCCUGAAAGAGGAUAGCAUCUUUGUUCCAGGGACUCAAAGAGGGCUGUGGAGGAUCAGACCUGGCCUGUCCUUUGUGUUUUUCUCUAGCCACACACCCUGUGGGGAUGCCUCCAUCAUUCCGAUGCUUGAGUUUGAAGAACAACCUUGCUGUCCUGUCAUCAGAAAUUGGGCCAACAACUCACCUGUAGAAGGGACUGAGAGUCUAGAGGAUUUUAAAAGUAAAAGGAACUGUGAAGACCCUGACAGUCCUGCAGCCAAGAAGAUGAGGCUGGGAACACCUGGCAGGUUGCCCUCCAAUUGCAUAGCUCACCAUGGGACACAGGAAAGUGGUCCAGUCAAACCAGAUGUCAGCAGUUCUGAUGUCAGCAGUUCUGAGCUCGCCAAGGAGGAGCUGGAGGCUGCCAAUGGAAUAGCUUCAAGUAGCUUCAAAGUGGUGGAUGUGCAUAGAACGGGAGCCAAGUGUGUUCCUGGAGAGACUGGAGACUUGAGAGAGCCAGGUGCCGCCUACCACCAGGUAGGGCUACUUCGUGUAAAGCCCGGCAGGGGAGACAGGACAUGCUCCAUGUCCUGCAGUGACAAGAUGGCAAGGUGGAAUGUCCUCGGAUGCCAGGGCGCACUGCUAAUGCACUUCCUGGAGAAGCCCGUCUACCUGUCAGCUGUGGUAAUUGGGAAGUGCCCAUACAGCCAGGAAGCCAUGAGGAGAGCGUUGACUGGCAGGUGUCAGGAGACCUUGGUUUUACCCAGAGGCUUUGGAGUUCAAGAACUGAAAAUAGAGCAGUCGAGUUUACUGUUUGAACACAGCCGCAGUGCAGUGCACAGGAGAAGAGGUGACAGUCCAGGCCGGCUUGUCCCUUGUGGGGCAGCUAUCAGCUGGAGUGCUGUCCCUCUGCAGCCUUUGGAUGUUACAGCCAAUGGUUUCCCUCAAGGAAUGACAAAGAAAGAAAUUGGAAGCCCUCGGGCCAGAUCCCGAAUCAGCAAGGUAGAACUCUUUAGAUCAUUCCAGAAGCUGCUGAGCAGCCUUGCAGAAGACGAGCAGCCGGACUCCGUCAGGGUACCGAAGCCGGAUACCUAUCAGGAGUACAAGGAGGCCGCGUCUGCCUACCAGGAAGCCUGGGGCACACUCCGGAGGACACCACCGUUUGCAGCCUGGAUCAGGAACCCACCCCACUACCACCAAUUUAAAUGAACUCCUGCUGGUAUCAGCCCCCUUCAUAUUGAGCUGCCUCUCCUUCAUGCUGAACAAACCUCUGCUUUUCUGGUGGUUAAAUCCAAGGAGAAAGAGGUGACUUCUCCCAGAGCGCUGCACCUCUCCUGUGUCAUAAAUGGAACCCAGAACCUCAGCAGUCUGUACUUGACUGGAGCACCUCCAUGCUAAAAUAGUCUCUCAGUACUGACCUUGGUCUCUGCCUUCAGCCGUGUUUUAUUGGUUCUUUACAAUACAAGGUCAGAUGCUCUUAAGGUAAUCUGCAGCAGCCCUGGUUUAUAACUUCCUACAUCGAUUCAGCAAGUAUGCAUUGGACUGAAAUCAUCUUAGAUUGUUGGAAACAGCCUCUCCUGGACUAAUGAAAAUUUAUUUCAUAUUCCCAGCCUUCCUUUGCGAGCUAUCAUUUCGCAGGCCUCAGCAACCUGACAUGGUUGGAGUUAGCUUUACCGUCAGGUUCAGCACUGGACUAGCCUUGGCUCAGCACAGGACUAACCUUGGAAAGCUCUGUUCUCAGACUUACCAAGAAAGGUUGGUUGGUUUAUUUGUGUUUUGUUUUUGAGACAGAGUCUCACUUUGUAGCCUAUGCUGUCCUUGGUUUCAGUCCCCCUUCAGCCUUCCAAGCCAAGAUUAUAGGCAUAAGCUACCAUCCUCUCCCCCGCUUCUCUCUCUCUCUCCUCAUCCUCCUACCUUUUGCUUGAGAUAGGAUCCCUUCUCUACUGCCCAGGCUGGCCUUGAACUCAACACACAGCCAAGGAUGUCCUUGAUCUUCUCACCUCUGCCUACUAGAGUCACACCAUAUUUUGCUUCCAGGACUCUCUUCUGGCCAGUGUCCUAAGGGCCAGUAUAAUCAUGUAACUGUCAGUAGCCGCCAUCUUUCUGCCACACAGAGACAGCCAACUGAGAAUGAAGGCAGCAAAGGAGGAAACAGCCAGUACAGCCAACACCCUGGGACCCAGCCUGCACCCAGACGCCAUGGGACACACGCAUGGCUUGACUGUCUCCAGUUAUUUACUCAUAGCAGGGGCCGCACCUGCUAUAGUGUCUGCGUGGUGGUAAGGACCUGGGUCAGCUGAGCAAUCUCACCAGGUCCCUACUGUUUGGAUUAAAUUGUUUUCUUUUUACUCAGUUCCCAAUGCCUUAAUGUCCUACAGCAAAUCAGCAAAAAACCCAGCAUCAAACCCUGUUUAGCUGUCACCUGAGAAAGAGCACUCAGCUUAACUCCCACCGUGAAUAACUGACUGGAAAUAGAAGCUCCGCUUGUUACUCAGUGGCACUGUGUUUUAUGGAGUUUGUUUCGUUUUGCUUUGGUUUGUUUUUCCAGACAGGGUUUCUCUGUGUAGCCGUGGCUGUCUUGAAACUCACUCUGUAGACCAGGCUGGCCUCAAACGCAGAGAUCUGUCUGUCUCUGCCUCCUGAAGGCUGAGAUUAAAGGUGUGUGCCACCAUGCAGGGGUCUUUUAUGAGAUUUUUAUAUUAUAAAGACUUGAAUAAAAUGUGAAGGAGUAACACUUUUUUAAA